Molecule: messenger RNA, 6606 nt
Organism: Porites evermanni
Lineage: Eukaryota; Metazoa; Cnidaria; Anthozoa; Scleractinia; Poritidae
Source: the annotation of a GenBank genome assembly
GAAAAGUCGAAGCUUGUUAACAUAUUGUUUGUUUGUGAUGAGUGGAACUCCAGUAAGGGUGGUUUGUCCACUUUCAACAGAGAAUUUGCAAUCAAUCUUGCUAAAGUAUCAAAGGAUGACUUGGCUAUUCACUGCUAUGUCUGUCAGAGCAGUGAAUCAGACAGAGAAGAUGCCAGAAAUAAUGGUGUGAAUAUAAUAACAGCAAAGAAUAUACUAGGGAUUAGUGACGGCCUGGAAUGGCUGAGACUUCCUCCCUCGGAGCUUCCACAUCCUGAUGUUGUGAUCGGCCAUGGACGAAAGUUUGGCACUCCUGCUUAUUUCAUUACACAAAUUACAAAGUGCAAAUGGGUACAGUUUGUACAUGUAUUUUGCGAAGACCUUGGAAAGUACAAACAAACUGAUACUAACACUCAAACAGAUGCAGUGGAGGAGAAGGAGAAAAAGCAUAAACAGGAAAUCAAUCUCUGCAAAGCUGCAAACACCGUGGUCGCUGUUGGUUCACGACUACAGCAAAAGUACAGCAGAUGUCUCCCAGACACAAAAGUUCACAUCAUCACGCCUGGAAUUUUGGAUAAGUUCGUUGGUCUUUCUGAUCAAAAACUUGCUAAUGCUUCGCAUAGUUCUGACGAGUUCAGUGUCUUUGUCUUUGGGAGAGGAUCUUAUGAAGAUCUGCCACUUAAGGGCUAUGAUAUCAUUGCCAAUGUGUUGGGUUCUCUUGGAGUAAAGUUUAAGAUGACAUUUGUUGGUUCACCUGAAGGCCAACAUAGUAAUAUAAUGGACUGGUUUCUACAAAAUACAAGUAUAACAAGGAGGCAGUUAACGGUACGUGGUUAUUGUAAUCAAGAUGAAGUGAAAGAGAUGUUCUAUGCAGCAGAUUUGGUUGCUAUGCCUUCUCGUACCGAAGGAUUUGGUUUGAUCGCCUUAGAAGCCAUUUCUGAUGGUGUUCCUGUUCUUCUUACCAGCGAAUCUGGAAUAGCCAGAGUUCUAGAACAAGUUUACAAUGGAACCUCUGUGAUCGUUGAAUCAGAGGAUCUGGAAGAGUGGUCCCAAAAAAUCAGAACUCUUUCCGAGAUGACGUUGACAGAGAGACUCGACACUGCUAUGAAACUCAGAGAAAGCUACAAUAAGGCAUUCCCUUGGGACACACAGUGUGAGAAUUUCAAAGAGAUCAUUUUCAGGAUGAUGGGUGAUAGUUGCUGUGGUGAACGUAACAAAGGUAAAAAUGUUCCAUGCCAUUGACUCUGCAUUUUCACAAUGGAGGGCUAUUACAUAUUGGUAAAAUCCAACUAGUUGUCUAUUAUCAAUGCUGCAUUCUGAUUGGUCAACCUGUUACUAGGCUAUAUGUUAUAGCCUACUAGUAGUGAAAAAACGCCGGCUUUGAAAACCAAAACAAGGGCGGCUGAAUUGCGUUUUGCUACCUAAAGUUGUUUUGUCUUUAUAUUUUUGACCAACUAGUUGGAUUUUACUUAAACAAUAUUCCUCUCGCCCUCAUGGCCUCUGAGUCAAUAGCCCAUUCGGCCUUCGGCCUCGUGGGCCAUUGACUAAGAGCCCAUUCGGGCUUGAGGAAUAACUGUUAAUUAGUUAAGUCCAACUAGUGGUCUAUUAUCAAUGCUGUGUUCUGAUUGGUUGAGCUACUACUAUGCUAUAUGUUAUAGCCCACCAGUAGCGAAAAGCACCGGCUUUGAAAAAACCAAAACAGUGGCGGCUAAAUUGCGUAUUGCUAGCUAAAGUUGUUUUGUCUAGAUAUUUUUGACCAACUAGUUGGAUUGUGUAGUUCCAGAAAAUAUCCAGACCCCCACCACGAAGGGAAUUGGAAAUUCCAGGGGGUUGGGGGGGUCAGAGGCCCAGGAAUUUCCUGAAGGGAGGGGGGUUGGACCAUAAAAUCACUUUCCAGGGGGGCAAUAUCAUUUCGUUUUUGACCUGAGUUUGAACAUUGCUUCUUACCGACCUGGUAGAUCAUUCUUAGGACAUAAAUAACUUGAAAUAUAUGACUUAAGAUUGUUCCUUUUGAUCUUAACCAGGUUUCCUGCCUUCCAAAAGCAUUUUGGAUGUAAUUUCAAAGGAAUUAGACCGACUACAACUCGUUUUAUCGGAUGCUCGUAUAUUCGGCCGCCAUUACUCCUUACCAGUCUUCCUCAAAACAUCAACGCGUGCAACACAUCACGUAACACAUCAUGUUGCGUCAGUCGAUUGAUAGAUCAGAAGAGUGGCAAUUUUGCUUCACAAAGCACAAGCUAUGCAUUGUAACCAUUUUAGAAUGUUGAGUUUUUAUUCUCCUUUUCAUUUUCCCUUAAUUUUGUGGUUGAACGUGUCGCAUGUUCAUGAUCGAAUUCUCGCUGAAGUGGUCUCGAUUUCACCAAACAUUUAUACGGCCAUCGCGCAUCACGUCGCAUCAGUCGAUCAAAAAACAGUAAAUUGAACUUGGUUUCCCUUCAAGUACCUUCAAGAUGCAGGGGGUAUUCAUUGUUAUCAUUUCAGAAUUCAGAGUUUUUAUUCUCCUCUUUGUUUUGUAUUAAUUUUGUGGUCGUAAGUUUGACUUGUUCUGCAUUCCCGCACGAAAUGGCGUUAAUUCUAUCAACAUUACGCCCAUGAGACGAAUAACAAAUCGUAAGCUUGCCCUGAUUAAGGUAAAUUCACAAAUAUAACCGACUUAUUAACUUUCUCUGUUUUAUUUAAAGUAAGAGAUGAGCAAAAAUGACAGAUCAGGUUGCUUUGUGGCGGUGUAGUGUGUUUUAAUGUUGCAAGAUCACUCAAAUAAAUGGAAACAGAAACAUACAAGCUUCUGAUGGAAACCGUUGGGUACUAACCAUAAGUUGCCUCAUUCUUCUACUUUAAUAGUCCUUCUUCGUGGAAAUGAAUUUUUCCAGAGGGGUUGGGGGGGUCUUUGUCACACUUGUGGAAAUUCCGAAGGGGUGGGGGGUCAUCAGUUCCCUGCAAAAAUGGAAAAUCCAGGGAGGUGGGGGGGUCCUAAGUGAAAUUCCCACCAUGGUGGGGGUCUGGAUAUUUUCUGGAACUACACAUUUUACAAAAACAAUAAAUUCAAUUCCUCUCCCCCUCAUGGCCUCUGAGUCAAUGACUCAGAGCCCAUUCGGGUUCGAGGAAUAAUUGUUAAGUAUCCAGUAGAAAAACCCCAAGAUACAAAUGAACGUAUAUAAGUUUCGUUUGUCACAAAUGUUUUUACGACCUUAUCUCCUUUAUUUUCAUUUUCAUAAUGGGGACAAAACACAAGAUUACAUUUUGUAGAGAUAUGGGUAAUGCUUGUGGCCUUUCCAUUGGAAGAUGAGAAGAUUUUAAAUCAGUAGAAGAUUCUACCAAAGCUCCCACCCACCCCUCCCCAGACAACCCAAGAUUUUGCCCUAAAUAAGAAGUUAGUGUUAACAUUGGGCAAGGGGAGGGGUAGGCGGGCAGUUUCCUAAAGUCCUCUUUUUCUUAAUUUUGAUGUGAUAUGAGACAGUUUUACAGGGUGUCCCAAAAGUUUGUUCCUCUAAUUUCAUGUGCUAUAACUUUUGAUCAAAACUUUUAAUAAUCUUACUUUUACAUGAAAUUUCAAAGAGAUGUUUAUUUGCUCUAUCAAGAACAUGUACUCAGACAAGUGAUAAUUCCCUCUAGAUUCAGAUGCUCAGUUACCGGUGUGCCUCCUUUGUUUGUUUGUUUAUCACAUUUCGUAAAGACAUUGCGUCAUGGAGUUGAAUAAGACCUGUGGCAUGUAGAGCCCCAGAUGAUCCAUUUUGAGCUCUUUUUUUUUAAUAUAACCUGGUACGCAGUAGCCAUUUCAACCCCCUAACAAGUAUACCUUUUUUCAGAUUAGGCAGCUGAAAAAAUAUAUAUAUUUUGGGCAUUCAUCCAAAAAAAGCCUUUCCACUGUGAGACUUUUGGACUUCUUUACAAAUUUGACACAAGCUGCACGUUGCUUGGCGGACUGAGCAGAGCUUUUUUUUUGCCAUCUCAGGGGCCUUCAACCUUCGCUUUUUAUGAACCUGUUCCAGACUUAGCUUGCUAACUGUUGUGUGAGUUACCUCGUCUAGUUUCCUCUGUUGUACCUAGCCCUUUGAAACUAUUUUAUUUUAUUUUAUUUUUUACUUUUCAAACUUUUAUUACAAAAUAUUUUAAAUACUGCACAGCGUUACAAUACUAAUAUCAUAGGUGACAAAUUACUCCUUAAUUUUGGCACGAAAUUUCAGCGUUGAUUUGUAAUUUCACAUGUGAAAUUACAAAAUUGCCAUGGCAACCUUCUGUACGUCUCAGUGUCAAGAUUGUGAUGAAGUUUUAAAAUGUCAUGAAUGAAGAUAUCAGGGCACAAAAAGACGCUUUAGAAAACUUGAAUACACGAAAGAGCACAUCAAGAAGGAUUCUAACAGGUAUUUUGUCGAGAAACUCUGAACUUACCUAAACCAAAUUUAAGCUCUAAAUCUUUGAUAGAGCGCAGGAGUUCUCGAUCGAUACGAUCCAUGAUAAACAUGUCAAAAAUCCAAGAUUGCUAACGUAAUUCGUCACCCAUGAUAUUAAUAGGUAAUCAAAUGGUAUACUCAUGAAAUUAGGGAAUAAUUUCACUUGCGUUUUGUCCAAAUCCUAAUAAAUUCCCUCACCUAAAGGCUCGGGAAAUUAUAAGGAUUUGGACAAAACGCGCGUGAAAUUAUUCUCUAAUUUCACUCGUCACAAUUUGAUUACACUUACUAACAUUACAUGACAUUGCAUGCUAUUACAUAACAAUAAAUUACAAUACAUUACAUUACAUUACACUAUGAACUGUAACGGUAAAGUAACUAUAAAAAAAAAAAAAAAAUGCUACUUUAUUCAUGACUUUUGGUCUUCCCCUUUGUUUUUCAGCCUUCAAAACCUUCAUUUUACCAGAUCCAACAUUCAGAUUUUUUCAGGUUUUUUUUAGCAGUUUCUUUAACUGAUAAGCAUAGCUGAACAUUUUAAGAAGGUUUAUCUUUCAUGAUAUUCACAAAAAACAAGGAAUGGAUUCUGGCAAUUUGUGCUACAAAAUACCAAAAAAAAAAUGUGGCAGGAAAAUAUACUCGUGCGCGAGAAUACCAAAGGUAUUCGAGUCAAAAGAAGGCACAACAAAUAUAAAAUAUUAAAUUAGAUUGAAAAGACACAACUUUUAUUUAGAGAUUUGCUUAUGCAGUCCAAUCGUACUCAAGAGAGAAUGAUCUUGUGGUACUGCAUUACAGACUUGUAAAGCAGAGGAACGAACUUUUGGGACACCCUGUAGAUCAUCUGUGAAAAACAGAAAACAAUCAACCAUGUUAUCUUUAUAAUUUUGUGUCACUGAGUGUAAAUAAUGAGCAGUUUCCAUUGUUUUCUUUUUCCUAUUCUCCAUUCCCAUUUUUUAAAUUUGCAAUCUAUUUCUUUCUAACAUUCGUACUCGAAAAUAAUAAUUUUUUUAUUGUCUUCUUGGGGCAAGGUGUCUCAUCCAUUCAUGAAAAGUCUGUUCCAGUUGAUAUAGAGGACAUGCACAGUCAUUUCAAAGCUGUAUAUGAUGAUCAAGAUGUUCAGGUGUUACAUGCUGCUGCAGAGAAUGGAAACAUUGAAAUCAUUGAGGUAUUGGUGUCACAAGGAUGUCAUGUAGAUUCAAGGGACAAGGAUGGUGUAACUCCACUAAUGUUGUCAGCUCUUAAUGACAAACCACUUGCUUUUCAGUUGUUGUUACAGAACAGCGCUCAUCCAUGUUUAAAAGCCAACAAUGGGUACGGUCUACUUCACUUUGCUACACUAGGGCAAAAUACAUCCAUUAUCAUCAAGCUGUUAUCACUUGGUCUUGAUACUGAUUCAAGGGACACACAAGGUGCCACUCCACUGAUGUACGCAGCUGCUUUUGACAAGCAAAGUGCCUUUCAGCUGUUGAUAGAAAAAGGGGCUGAUCCUUCUUUAAAAGCUGACAAAGGGUUUAGUUUGCUCCACUAUGCUGUCAAUGGUGGAAAUCCAUCCAUUAUCAACAAGCUGUUAUCACUUGGUCUUGACAUUGAUUCUAGGAAUGGCCAUUUUGACCGCACACCACUAAUGUGGGCAGCUGCUGAUGGUAAACAAAGUGCUUUUGAGAUGCUGAUACAAAAUGGUGCAGACCCAUCUUUGAAAGGCAGUGGUGAGGAAAAUCUGCUCCACUUUGCUGCACAAGGAGGAGAUAUAACCAUUAUAAACAGGCUGUUAUCUCUUGGUCUUGACAUCAAUUCAAGAAGCUUACCAGGUGAAACACCUCUAAUGCGUGCAGCUGCUCAUGGCAAACAAAAUGCUUUUGAGAUGUUGAUACAGAAUGGCGCUGAUCCAUUUUUGAAGGAAAACGAUGGUAGCAAUCUGCUCCACCAUGCUGCAAAUGGUGGAAAUACAUCCAUUAUUGAUAAGCUGUUAUCACUUGGUCUUGAUGUUAACUCAAUGAGUUCUUUUGGCUCCCCUCUAAUGUAUGCUGCUGAGUGGCCUCAACAAAGAGCUUUUCAGAUGUUGAUACAAAACGGAGCUGAUCCUUUUUUGAAAGAUAAGGAUGGAUCCAGCCUGCUCCACUGUGCUGCAAAAGGUGGAAAUACAUCCAUUAUCAACGAGCUGUUAUCACUUGGUCUUAAAAUUGAUUCAAAAGACCUCAGUGGCAAAACUCCGUUGACUAUAGCA